Molecule: messenger RNA, 2687 nt
Organism: Megalops cyprinoides (Indo-Pacific tarpon)
Lineage: Eukaryota; Metazoa; Chordata; Actinopteri; Elopiformes; Megalopidae
Gene: c2h1orf52
Product: chromosome 2 C1orf52 homolog
Exons: 3
Coding region: 100-774 (224 amino acids)
Source: RefSeq, a predicted model, not a curated record
UGUAAAAUGGAGUGACGGUGUAAACAUUAUCGAACUGUGGAUAAUUGGGUCUAACGUUGAUCUGACGUUUCGUCCUAUAGUAAUUCAUUCAGUCUCGGUAUGGCUGAAAAGAAGAAACGCGAUUCUCUUCAUUACUUUAUGAGUUACGAUGAUCUGAGCGGCAGCAGUGAUAGCAGCAGCAGCAGUGAUUCAGAAGAGGAAGGCCAAGCUUCAUCCAAGAAGAAAGGAGAGCCUAGCUCAAAUGCCUCUGAACAGAGUAAAGAAGCUGCAUCUCAACAAGCGACCAAAAGAGCUGCAAGUGGAUGUCCUCUACCUAAACCCGAUGAACUCUUUAAAUCUGUUUCCAAACCAUCGUUCUUAUAUAACCCACUGAAUAAACACAUCGACUGGGAAAGUCGUACUGUGAAAGCUCCCGAGGAGCCAGCGAAGGAAUUCAAAGUUUGGAAGACCAAUGCCGUGCCACCACCACAGACGUAUGCUGUGGAAAAGAAGACUGCUCCCCCAGGAAUGGACAUGGCCAUAAAAUGGUCCAACAUCUAUGAGGACAAUGGAGAUGAUGCACCACAGCCUGUUGGGGGAAGUGCACACUUCCUCCCAGAUGAGGAGAAGCCCUCUGAUUCAGACGAGGAGAAAGAGCCUACUUUGUCUGCAAAGAAAAGGAAAGUGGAAAGCUUUCAACAGAAGGAAAAGAGAAAGAGGGAUCUGGGGCAGGCCACGUCAGACAAGAAUUUUGUGGAGGAGGAAAAGAGGAUCCUGCGACAGAGCCUAGAGUGAGGCCAGCGCAGGAUCGGUGACUGUCAGCCUGACUGUCGGCGACUGCCCCUGCUCGCUCGGUGUGUCUGCGCACUCCCCUUGUGAAUGCACCUCUUCUUGUUCUGGACUCGUUUGAUAGAUGUUUGAAGAAAAGGAAAACAAGUGUUUUUUUGUUUGUUUUAAUAAAAAUAUGAUAUAUUGUGUGUGUCAGAUAUAUCUCCCUGGCAAGAGUGAUUUUCAAAGCCACAUUUUUCUUAAUCUGACCAAUUUCAUGGAAUAUGCAUUUAACAUUAUGUAAUUCAGCAAGAUUCCACUCAGAGGAGGGGGUGCUCCUAAAAAUAAUUCAUCAUAAUUUGUAAAGUUAUAGGAUCAAAAUGAGGAAUUCUGCCUUGGCUUUGAUCAGUUUUGCAUUUAUUUUAAAGCACCAUGUUGAAUAUAUUUUGAACAAAAAUGUGCUUUAAUUUGUAUUUUUUUAAGACAUUUUGAAGGUGCAUAUUAAGUGCAGCACACAAUUGGAAACUGACAACCACUAGGGGGUGCCAUUGAUCUUUUAUGUUGCACAACUGUUUCCAUGACCAUGAGAAUGGGGCUUAAAGCAAGGUUUUAGGGAGAUCUUAGGGAGAACCAAGCCAGCUUUGUAUAUUCUCAGGAGAGUAAAUGAGUGCCCAUGUUACAUGAACGUAUCACAGUACAUUGUACCAGAGAGGCAUUUAAAUGUGGAAAGAUGUAACGUACUGCAUGUUGUGCAAAUAUCCUUUUCCUUAAUUUCCAAAAAAGUUUCCAAUAGAAUAUCAAUUUUUCCUUUUUUCCCUAAUUUAAGUAUAAGCUUAUACUGUACACACACAUCACACAUCAUAGGUCUUUGUGUGUUAUGAAGUUAUGAAAAAAUGUCUUGGGUAAAGACUUUAUAUGUGUGCUGUAUAACUACUUAGCCUAAUUAUUGUGACACUUUAUUUUACAGUCAUGCUCAAUAGAAACUUGUGUUUUAUGUUGUUGCGAUGCUUAUUGGCUAUUGUUUUCCCCUUAUUAAGAUGUGCAAGUCUUCUUCUUACCACCUGAAAACUUGUGAUUGAUAGCAUCAGGUUUCCUCAAGUUUUUAUAUAAUUAAACUGCUAGAAUAAACAAGUCUAACAAAAACAGUUCAACUCCUGUAUUCAGAGAAAAGCAAAUCUUUUAAUCAAUAAAAACACAGACUGGUGUAUAAGAAAUAUGCCUCAACAAACCUGACGGGCAUAACAACACUGUGCAGUAAAUGGAGCCGAUAUGAUGGUAUUUUGCAAAAAGUGUGCCUGUAACGGUUUCACGAUCAGAGGAAUUCCUGUACUAUCUGUCAUCGUCCCACUACAUGAAAUAGGUAAAUAUGUGUUUGAUAACAUUCCAGCCUACGGUAUGUGUCUGGCCAUGUCUGAAAUGCUUAUGUGGUCCAGCACAAAAGUCAGGAUGAUGUUAUCGUAGAUUUUCAUACACAAAUAAAUGUUAUUUCCUGGUUAAAUGUCCUGGAUAUUGCCAGCAUGUGCAUUUGGUUAUAUAGAUAGUGAGGUUAGGAUUGGGAUUCAUUUCAGUGCUGUUAAAUCUUAACAGAAAUGUAAGGCCCAGAUUUCAAUCCAACAACAAUGCAUUUUGUUUUAUUUAAGUACCAAAAAGGCAAGUCUUGCUGUUAUUUCAGGACAUUACAGCUUUUCAGACACUUAAUUUCCAUGCAUUAUUGAACUGUACAGCUGCAGUUUGUAAAAACAAAUGUGUUACAAUGGAAAAGUUAGUUUGUUCAAUGAAUUUGAUGAUCAUAUUUGGUCUUGAAAUCUUCCCUAUUUUGCUAUUGCAUUAAUGUGGUGAAUUGUAUGUGUAAAGUACAAUGCAUAGAAAAUGAGGACAUUAAAGAGCACAUUGAAAAUCUCAAGCCAUAGUACUUUCCUUUAGUAUGGUAAGGCCAUAAA